Thunnus maccoyii (southern bluefin tuna) is the source of this 1324-nucleotide messenger RNA. RefSeq names its product protein naked cuticle homolog 2. The transcript has 10 exons. Gene Ontology annotation, biological process: negative regulation of Wnt signaling pathway. Gene Ontology annotation, cellular component: cytoplasm. The record is from RefSeq and is a predicted model, not a curated record. Lineage: Eukaryota; Metazoa; Chordata; Actinopteri; Scombriformes; Scombridae. Bases 135 to 1202 code for a protein of 355 amino acids.
UCUCGUGUCUGCGUGCGACAGUCCCGGUGCUGCUGCGGGGAAAUGGAUCAUUAACAAAUAUCAAAUGUAUUUUCUUCCUCAUGUUUUGGACAUUAUGAACUUUUCUCGGUUAAAUGAGCCGGCAGGAGUAGGAUAUGGGCAAAUUCCAGUCCAAACUUGCUUCGAAACGCAGACAGAGUCCUGAAGGUGGGAGUUUGGCGUCCAGUGUGUUAACCUGUCAGAGGGAGCUGGAGCACAUCCACACUCACAAAAACGAUCUGACAGAGUUUUCUCAGGACGUGUGCAGAGAAUUGAGGAGAAACUCAAAGCUUGAUCAUAACUGCCACCUCAAGGUGGUUCUGCCAACAGAGAAGGGAUCUGAUCGGGACAACAGCAUUCACUCCCCAAUAAAUAAACAGACGAAGAAGAGAAACAGCCAUGUUGGUGACACAGAGUUGCUUGAGGACGACUCCCUGGAGGAGUGGGUUUUCACGCUGUACAACUUUGACAACAGUGGCAAGGUCACCAAAGAGGACAUGUCCAGCCUGAUACACUCCAUGUAUGAAGCUCUAGAGGCAUCAGUGAAGCCACCUCAUGGUGGCACCAGAGCACUGAAGAUCAAGCUAGUUGUAACUCCAUCAGCUAAUAAACACAAGACAGGAGCAGAGAAGCAGCAGAGUGCGUCUCAGGAGGCUAGAAGUCCAGUAAGGAGAGUCUAUUGUGUGGAUGAAAAUAUAGAGCGCAGAAACCACUACCUGGAUCUCGCUGGCAUUGAAAACUAUACCUCCAAGUUUGACAAUACAGAAUCACCCUAUCAGGAGCCCAGACAGGGUGUUCACUCAGUUCUCCAGCACCAUCCUGUGGUGGUUAGAGAGAACUGCAUCUCCCCUGGGUCUCCCAGAGGCCUCUCUGUCCUUCAUUCCCUGAAAGGCAAAGCAGUGUCGGCGGGGAGAGACAGGAAUGGCGUAGAGGGAAAGUCCUGCAGGUUACAUGGACAACAUCCUGCUUCAUGGUGUCAGCCUCCAGCUCAUACUCACCUGCAGCGUUCCCACAGCAGGAGGCUUCGCACCAGGUUACAAGAUGCCACCUCGCCCUUUAAAGACAGAGAAAUAUUUAACCUUCAGCCCUCCUGUGGAGCCUCAGCCCCUCUGGCCAAGAGACAUGAGCACCAUCACCACCAUGAGCACCAUCAUCAUCACCAUCACCACUACCACCCUUCAUAAAUGCAUUUAAGACACAUAUGGGGCUGGAUUUAAGCUUAGUGACAACAACUACUCAACAACAGCAAGACGUUCAGCAGAAGUAACAUUUCCUUGGACAUAAAAACAGCUGUUUAUACUAUAUA